AUGGGUACGGAUGUAACCUCUGGGGUGCGCAGAGGCGGUUUGGGAAGAACGAGCGGAGAGAGUCAGACUUUCGCGAAGAUUUGUGGCGGAGAUCCGUCUCCAUCUCUUCCAGCCAACACGCGAGCUCCAUGCCCCACUCCCGGGACGGAGCCAGACGAGUUUUGGUCGCAGAAUGCGUAUGACAGCAUCAACCCCAGCGUCCACCCUAGUAGUGUCGAUCGUAGCAGACUUGAGCCUAGCAGAGUUGAUCCUAGUAGAGUCACCAUACCUGGCGACCGCGGUGAAGAGUGUGUACACUGCUGUUGUGGGAUGUGGACCGAAAGCGAAACCUCCGAGCCGGAUUAUCCUCCUCGGGCCAACGGGCACGGCAUCCGUGCCGGCACGCGGAACGCGCGAGAGAACAGAUUUCGGGUAGUUGGCGACAGCCGUCUCGAGCCUUACUGUAGCCGUCGUGCGCAUAACAACGAUAAACACAACGCGCAAACGCGCCGCCUGCUUCCGGGCUGUCGAGGACAUUGUCCCGGUCUGCACCGUGAUUGUUUGUCUGUCUCAGAAUCUUGCUGCUACGACUCUCGUCAUCGAAUGUUACGGUUCCAAAACAAUUCCUCAGGAAGUAGUUGCAGCCAAACAAGCUUUGAGUAUUCUCUCAAGGACACCUAUUCGAGAAUCGUAAGACGAAGCUGUUGGUGCACGGUUGCCAUAGUGAUCACUCUGGCCAUAUCAUUCUGUGCCUUGUCGCUUGGGGUAUUCAACUUCUUCCUCACAAAAAACUUGUUGUGCAUAUCACGUGCGGUCGAUGCCGGAGAAGAAUGGAAAUGCUAUUCGUCUUUGCCAGAGCUUCUUAUGGCAGCAAAGCAGGCCAGUACAAAAGAUGAAGCAUGGAUGGAUUCUUCAGAAGCACUAGAAAAGAAGAUUAUUGAAGCCCUCCCGCAGUCACAGUUGUCUUUAAACAAACCAAGUGGAACUUUUGAACUGGAAAAAAUUAGUAGAUCUGGUAGGGGCAAUGUUAGGUGGAAAAGUAGAAAUGGGUUUGGUUUGUACCUGAAAGAUGAAGGGAAACAAGUCCAUGUUAACACAAGUGGCAAAUACAGCGUUUAUUUUGAGCUUUUUUCCAACGAACCCCUCGAAAUCAAACUGUUCAAGAAACAAGAAAAUGACCAUAAACGACUGGUUACGACGAAGAAGGGCGAGAGGAGGAUAUCCCUGCAAGCCAUUGUGGAGCUUGCCUCGCACAACUCCCUGUACUUCGAGUGUGACGACACGUCGUCGUUGAAAGAUGAGGAUGCUUAUGCUUAUUUCAGUUUGUUUAUGAUUUGACAUGUUUUUAAAUUCCAAUUUGACAGAACCCAUAUUUGCUUAUAUACGAUGUAUUAUUCUUUGGCCCCACAGUGUUCCAAAACAAACGUGUGGUCCUCACAUGAUCUGUGAAGUCAGGAACUCCAUAUUUGCACGUUCUGAAUUCACGAUCCCGCAUAUCGUUUGUCUUUUACAGUUCUAUCAUGUUUACUUACAUGUAGAGGGUAUCUCUCUCUAAAAUAAAAUCAAGUUUUUACCCACGCUUUUUCGGUCAAUUUAAAGAAAUCUGCCUUUAAAAUUUUAAGGGCUUGGAAGUUUCUAGCGCCAUAAUCGUGUGGAACUGAAUGUAAUCACGGCGGCCGACAAAACAGGGGUAGAACUUGGCCAACCUCAAUCUGUGACCGUGAGGUGGGUGCAAUGGUCACCGAUUGGACAUCUGAAGGCUACAUUAGUAACACUGCCCAGCUCAAAAUAACUCGUUUCUUCUGGAAAGGACGCAUGUCUCAGUUUGCACAAGCACUAUAAGGUUACACCUUUACUGAGGCAAAGAAGUGAAGACAGGUGAAUUUGAUUUGAAUCGAAAUGGUUGUUAAAGAAAUCGUGGACAGAAAUUUCCAUAGCUGUGAUUUCAUCCUAUAUCAUGAAUGAGUACUUACCAUAUUGGACAAGGCCAAUAAACACUAUUAGCACAACUAUAUUGCAUGUUCAAACCAUUUUGGCCUUAAUCGCAUAAUAAGAUUAAAGUUUGUAGCGAGUGACAUUUUUUAUGGAUUAUAAGGUUAAAUUAUUACGCAGUCACUUUUUGUUUAAUUGUUGGUAGUUGUUGUUGUUGUUUUUAUUUCUGAUCAGCUUUUUUUCUCUCCGCUCCAUGCAGUUUCCUUGAAAAAAAUUUCGACUUUAUUUCGGUUUUCCAAACAUGUAUUAGAACUUGGGUCAAAAGUGUUUAUAGCGUACAUUUAAUGAUGGUUACAAUACAUAGCACAGCUAUGUAUGGAUGUAUACUGUAAAAUGUAUAUAUCUUGCUACGUGUAACAAUAACUUUGUGUGUACAUUCUAUGUAUAUAGUGUAACCUGUUAAAUUGACAGAAUACUAUCUUUUACUUGGUGAUGACAGAAUAGAUUAUGCUAUUGAUACAUACUAUUAUGUUAUAUACAACAGACAUGCUCUGUUAUCCCAACAGAAUAAUUUUGUUGGGUAUUUUGUCAUGUUUAUAACAUAACAUAACAUUGUGUUGUUGUGGCGUAAUCUUAUUCUGGCAUAACUCAGGCAUCAUAAUCUUUACAACUGAACGGAUUAGCUUUUACAGUGUAAGUGCUCUAUAUAUAU
Liolophura sinensis is the source of this 2623-nucleotide messenger RNA. RefSeq lists its product as uncharacterized. The record is from RefSeq and is a predicted model, not a curated record. NCBI's taxonomy places the organism in Eukaryota, Metazoa, Mollusca, Polyplacophora, Chitonida, Chitonidae. The coding region runs from base 1 to 1317 and encodes 438 amino acids. The transcript has 4 exons.